Brienomyrus brachyistius is the source of this 3577-nucleotide messenger RNA. Its product is annotated as beta-adducin-like. Gene Ontology annotation, cellular component: plasma membrane; postsynaptic density; cytoskeleton. Lineage: Eukaryota; Metazoa; Chordata; Actinopteri; Osteoglossiformes; Mormyridae. Gene Ontology annotation, molecular function: actin filament binding. Gene Ontology annotation, biological process: barbed-end actin filament capping. The transcript is spliced from 15 exons. The record is from RefSeq and is a predicted model, not a curated record. Bases 305 to 2335 code for a protein of 676 amino acids.
AGCUUACAAUCUCUGUCAACCAACGGGAGUGCAGGGCUGAGACCGCGACUGAGAAGCGUGAGAGUCGAGCAGGCGGUAGGCGUGACGCGGAGCUGGUCCGGUGCAGUUUGACAGACUGGAGCGGGGACAUUAACAGGGCACGUUAUUGCUUUUUUGGAUGCAUUUAUAUUUAUUUUAUUCUCGCCUUUCAUUGCUGUCAUUGGUCAUUGCUACCUGAAUCACAUUUGGAUUAGACUCAUGUAUCACAACGUCUUAAGGCGUGGGGAAUGUGAUAAGUUAUCACCCACUUCUCCACAGAGUUAAGAUGAGCGUUUCGCCUGUACCACACAGUCCUAGUGAUGCCACACAGGCUGCCGACCUUCCGCUUCCGGAUGGCCUUCUGGCACGAGACCAGGCAUCACUGUCCACUAUCCUGCAGAGUCCUUCCUUCAGGGAGGAGCUGGAUAUCCUGAUCCAGGAUCAGAUGAAGAAGGACAGCAGCUCCUCCAGCCUGUGGGCCCUGCAGCGCAUUGCUGACUUCCUGUCUUCCUAUGGUGCCUCUGCGGCUCUCCCCACCUCGCCAUGUUCCUUGACGACAGUGAUGCCGAUCAAUGACCUGCGAGGCAGGGAUCCUGGCUCCAUGGCAAAGGGGGAGGGGCUGCAGCGGUGUAAACUGGCCAGCGUUUACCGCCUGUUGGACUUUUACGGCUGGGCCCGCCUCAGCCGCACAUACCUCACGCUGCGCGUGAGUAAGGAGCAGGAUCACUUCCUGGUGCUUCCAGACGGCUUGUCGUACAGCGAAGCGACUGCCUGCAGCCUGGUAAAGGUGAAUGUCCUGGGGGAGGUGGUUGAGCAGGGCAGCACCGCGCUGGGGGUGGACCUUGGCGUCUUUGACCUGCAUGCUGCCAUCCACUCUGCCCGGCCUGACGUACGCUGCCUGCUACACCUUCAAACACCUGCCACGGCAGCGGUGUCGGCCAUGAAAUGCGGCCUGCUGCCGCUUUCCCACGAGGCCCUCCUGGUGGGUGGGGCGGCCUACUACAGCUACAGCGGCUGCCUGGAGGAGGCCAGCGAGAGGCUGGAGCUGCAGAGGAGCCUGGGCCCCACCUGCAAGGUUCUGGUCCUAAGGAACCACGGUAUAAUGGCUCUUGGAGAAUCAGUGGAGGAGGCUUUCUACAUCAUCUACCACGUGCAGGCAGCCUGUCAGAUACAGGUGUCAGCCAUGUGCAGCGCCGGUGGAGAGAAGAACCUGAUCCUGUUAGACCGGACCACCCAGAGACCCUACCCGGCCGGCACUGUAGGCUGGGCGGGGUCCACUUUCGGCCCAAUGCACAAAAGCCGGCGUGGGGAGAACGAGUUUGAGGCACUAAUGAGGAUGCUUGACAACCUGGGCUACAGGACGGGAUACCCGUACCGCUUCCCAGUGCUGCGGGACCGAGCCCGGGCACGCCGGGAGGUGGAGGCUGCCCCCAGCGCCAUGACUACACUCAGCCUCGAGUGGGCCGGUGGCCGCAGCCACCUGCGCCCACCCCCCCACGCCCAAAAGCAGCGGCAGGAGCGGACCAAAUGGCUGAACACGCCCAACAGCUACUGCAGGGUGGACCAGCCUCAGGACAGCCCAGGGUGGCAGCGCUGCACAUGGUUGAAGGCUCAGGAGGUUAAACAGGGAAGCGGCUUGGCCAUCAAGAUGGAAAAUCCCAACCAGUUUGUGCCACUCUUCACCAACCCCGAGGAGGUGCUAGAGACGCGCAGAAAGAUCCGUGAGCAGAACCGGCAGGAGGUGAAGUGGGCGGGGCCUCAGUCCCAUGUCCUGGCCAGCAUGCUGUCCGACACGGAUCUUAAUCAGGCCUCAGAGCCUAACCUGACCCAAACCGGGGCUCCCUCUGGCCCAGAUAACAGUACCGCUGAGCCUCCGCCGGCCCCAGAACCCGAGCCCCCCAACCCCUUUAGCCAGCUUACGGACGAGGAGCUGGAAGAGUACCGGCUGGAGGUGCAGAGGAAGCAGCGCUUCGGCCUGAAUGGAGCUGGGGCACAGCUGGUGGAUAUGCAGGCACCCUCCCCCACAGCCUCACCGAAGAUGGAUGCCUCCAGCCCCCCACCAGACGAGUUGCUGGUUGUGGCACAAAAUGGAAGCAAGGAGAACCAGAAUCAACAGGAGGAGGACCGCCCUCUGGAGAGCGGGAUGAAAGCACUGUCCAUGGAGGAAACUAUUCCAGCCUCCCCCACUGCACCGCCUGCUGAGCCCCCGUCCAAGUCGCCUGCUGCAGAGGCCUCGCCCUGCAAGAAGAAGAAGAAGUUCAGGACCCCAUCGUUCCUCAAGAAGAGCAAGAAACAGAAUGUGAAGGUGGAGGCUUGAUGGGACAGACAGACAGCUAUAUAUACGAGACCCUUCCCUGUGCAAACGGGCUGCCUGGCUACCUCCCUCAUUAUUAUGGGCUGCUUGGCCCCUCCCUCAUUACCACGAGCCGUCUGGCCCCUCCCACAUUACCAUGGGCAGCCUGGUCCCUCCCUCAUUACCACAGGCUGCCUGCCCCCCCCAUUACUAUGGGCCCCCUGGCUCCUCCCUCAUUACCACAGGUUGCCUGGUUCCUCCCACAUUACUAUAGACCCCCUAACCCCUCCCUCUUUACUUCUGGCCGCCUGGUCACUCCCUCAUUACCACAAGCUGCCUGGUCCCUCCCUCAUUACCACAGGUCACCUAGCCCCUUCCUCAUUGCCACAAUCUGCUCCUGAGUCUGGUCCCUCCCUCAUUAACACAGGCUUCCUGGCCCCUCCCUCAUUACCACAGGCUGCAUGGCCCCUCCCUCAUUACCACAGGCUGCCUGACCCCUCCCUCAUUAACAAGGGCAGCCUGGUCCCUCCCUCAUUGCCACAACCUGCUCCUGAGUCUGGUCCCUCAUUACAACACACAACAGCAUCAGUUACAUUGCAUCAGUUACAUUACAUUGGCUACAAGAGUUCUGGUACAGCACACUGGAUCCCUAGGGGGAUUGCUGUUAUACCUUUGAGUAAGAAUGAACAAGCUAGAAAGGCUCCAGUAAAACAUCCAGCUCUAUAAAUCAGAUGAGCCCUUUGCACAAAGGUUAAACUGACAUGCACAUCAGAGAAAAGAGCUGCAUUCUCCAUCAAUAGGUAUCACUAGGUAUCCAGAUAUACCCCAGAGGCAAAGGCAGGCACUGAUUUUAUUCUAAUAUCAGCAGGCAGUGAUGGCCUCUAUGUUUGCCAUUUUCAUUUCAAAAGAGAUGGCUGCCCUGCUCAGAUUGCAUCUUAGAUAAAUGAUCAACCGUUAAGCAACAAUCCCUCAAUGAAUGUCUGAAAGGUACAGAGUCAGUGAGGGGAAAAGGCAGAUUUUAUUUCUGCUGUGUAGCUCAUGAUUGUGCCUACAGGCCUGAUAUAGAUGUCUUUUCGUAUUCAUGGUUGACUCAUUGUAUAUUUAAAAUGGUCUUGUAAAUAAGACUCGUAUCAGUAUUUUUCCCCUCUGCAGGCAUCACAGUAUUCCUUAAAUACUCUCAUUACUUGUGUUCCCAAUGUCUUUAACUGGUUUCCUGUUAGCCGUCAAUUGGUUUGGUACUUCCCAUUAAAGAUCCGAUCUGUUUUA